Didymella exigua CBS 183.55 is the source of this 2590-nucleotide messenger RNA. RefSeq names its product acid protease. Bases 282 to 2372 code for a protein of 696 amino acids. The record is from RefSeq and is a predicted model, not a curated record. The transcript has 2 exons. NCBI's taxonomy places the organism in Eukaryota, Fungi, Ascomycota, Dothideomycetes, Pleosporales, Didymellaceae.
GGAGGUUGCUCGACAGAGAGCGGUCUUUUCAUCACCCGGCUGGCCCUGUCUUGAAGGCAUCACGUCUACGCUGUGACGCUGACGCACAGGAAAGCUGCGGCCCUGCGGCCCCCUUUGCCAGCCCAAGCUGACACUUCCGCUUUAUGCGAUGCUGCUGCUCAGAUCAGCCGACCCAUCGAGACGUGCCAGUCUUUUUGCGAUUUGUGCCCUUGUCCUCAAACCUUGUUAUUGCGCGUUGACCCUUUCAAAUCUUCUCUGCUCGUCAUUUAUAUCACGCUACGAUGCAUCUCCAGAAGCGUGACGAAGUGACGACAAUACCCGUUCCGAUAGUCGUCAACACCAGUGGAACUUUCGAUGGAAACGAUGGAAAAUGGUCGACUUUCUACAUCAAUGUCAACUCCGACAGCCAGGGACUCCAUGGUCAGAACUUCAAGGUCCUCAUAUUCACUUCCUCGCCAAUGGUCCUCGUACCGGGAAGUACUGAAUGGUGCGUUACGAAAGAAUGUGCAGAACAACGGGGUAUUCUCAUCUCCAGCGGAGGUCAGCAGCUUCUUGGGAUGGAAAAAUCAGGCAGCUGGAUGACUGCGGGACUUUUUAGUAUUCCAGUUCCUGAUUGGUAUUCUCAAGACCUGGUUCAAGGUAAUAUGUCGCUGCGCGGGGAAUGGGGGUCGACGAAUGUUGGUCUUGGCCUCAGCGACGAAUCGAGCCCCGUUCUUCAGGACAUAUAUAUCGCCUGGUAUAUUUUCAAGGACUACUACCUGGGUUCAUUCGGACUUGCGAUGGGUUCAGUCGGCGGCGACGGCGCGACCAAACCCACUUUCUUGACACAGUUCAAGUCCGUUGGCAAGAUUGCGAGCAUAUCUUAUGGCUACACCGCGGGCGCUUGGUACAGAAAUAACGAGAAGGGAGCCCCUGGUAAUCUUGUUCUCGGUGGCUACGACAAGUCUCGUAUGACUGACAAGACUUUAUCCCUCCACAUGCCCAAUGACCAGACGUACACCCUCGAGAUCGGUAUUCCUUCAAUCAUCUACUCUUCGAACCCGGGCGUGGCGGUGAACCCUACCUCCUUUACUACUCAAGGUUGUACUGGCUUUCGAGCCAAUAUCGACUCGAUGUUACCCUUUUUGAUCUUGCCCGACUGUAUCUGCGACCAAUUUGAAGCAACAUUCGGCCUCAAAUACGACGAGACCCAAAAUUUGUAUUUCGUGAACGCUUCGUCGCAUGAAAGAAACAAACAACAGAAUGGCACAGUCGCUUUCAAAAUCGCGGAGGGCCCAACCGACAGUGGUAGGUUUACAAGCGUCGAACUUGGGUAUUCUGCGUUCGAUCACUCGUGGACUCCUGUGGGAGGGAAUACAUCGAACUACUUUCCCAUCAAAAAGUCGAAGAGGGGCGUGUACACUCUGGGUCGCACUUUUCUCCAAGAGGCAUAUAUUAUCGUCGACUACGAAAACCUCAACUUUACAGUCGCUCCAGUUUACUACGCCGACCCAAUGCCACAACAAAAACUCGUGAGUAUCUACAAUCAGACAACAAAUCCUACGGCACGCUCGUCAGGAGGAGGCUUGGCUCCAGGUGCCAUUGCUGGGGCUGUGAUAGGUAUUGUCGUAGCCUUCGUUAUAGCUGGCAUUGUCGCCGUCUGUUGUUGGAGGAAACGGAAUACCAAGAAAGAAGCUGCUCAGAAGUCCUACCAAACCCGACAGAUCGAUCCAACACUAGCCGGCCAGGAGGUCAAAUAUCGGCGUGUCUCUGAGCUCACGGGCUCCGAUCUUCCGAACUCGCCAAUAACUCCACUUACUGGCUACUACUCAGUCGACCACAAAUCUGUUCCACCCAUCAGCGAGAUGUCUCCAGACAGCCCGCCAGUCGAGCUGUAUAGCCCACCCCCAGAAAGCGCGAGCGACGUCGGUGGAGGUGGAGAUUAUUUCACGCCAGGGAAGCCGCACAGGCGUAGUGUACAGAGAGACCACGCCUCAUCAGGCCAGAAUACACCUGGGACGCCCAUUGCUGAGCUACCUGGCGACGAGGGGCAGUGCAACCCAGGCGUAAGCCCAUUGAAUAGCCCGCUGCACAGUCGCGGCCCUAGCGACACGUCACUAUCAACCAACAUCGACGAAAGGCUGGCAGGCCACAAGGAGGAGGCGACAACCUCGCGGCCCACGCACCCUGCCGAGACAGCUGCAGCCGGUGAAGCUGUCGGCCCAAAGAAUGAGACGAAGGCGGAAGCCACCACUGUGACUAUUGUAGAAAGACGCCCAUCGAAUCAGCGCGGCCUUAGCCAAACCACGAUCGCGAGCGACAGCACAGCCGUUUCACAGCCCACGCCAGAGGAGCAGAUACGCUGGGCUAGCAAGCCUCCCUUAGGUGGGUGACUAUUAUCCCAAUGAAGAAGGAGUCGAACUGGUGUGAAGCAUCUCUGUGGCCUUGUAGUUUGCCUGUUCCCCAUCGUUGUUUAUUUGUUGUCGGCACUCGUUGAACAUAUAUUCCCCUUGGGGGCUGUUUCAUGUAUUGCGUUGCGCUCAGAUAUCUGAUACCCACUAGUACACUCUUUAUGAAGAUAAAAAUGUAAUGUCACAUGUUCUACUCCCGA